AAACACCAACCCAAAGUUAUUGACAUUUUAUUAGAAAUUCUUGAUGUCUUUUUAGGCAAAAUUAGACGUACAAUGUGCACAGCUUUAGGCAACAGGAAAUCAGAAUUGACAUUUAAAAAAGAGUAUGGGUGUAUAAGUUUUAUAAAUAACAGAAUUUAUGGCCUAAAUCCAAGUAAUUUUCAACGUUUGUUGAGGGAAAAGCUGGCAUUAGCUACAGGGCUGUACCAAACAGACCUGAAAGCCCACUAUGGAUGUGUAAAUGCUAUUGAAUUCUCCAACAAUGGUGGUGAAAUGAUAGCAUCUGGUGGAGAUGAUAGAAGAGUAUUAUUAUGGAAUACACAGAGAGCAAUAUCUAAUAAUGGUUCUCCAGCAAUUAUGAAAUCAGAACAUAGAAGUAAUAUAUUCUCUCUAGCAUUUGAUAAAGAUAAUGAGAAGAUAUUUUCUGGAGGUAACGAUGAACAGGUGUUUGUACAUGAUGCAGCCACGGGGAAUCCAGUAGAUAAUUUUAUGCAUGAAGAUGCCGUGUAUGGUUUAUCAACAGAUCCUAAUAAUAGUAACGUAUUUGCCAGUGCUUGUGAUGAUGGCCGUGUUUUAAUAUAUGACAUUAGAGAACCAGCAGAUUCAGAACCAUUCUGUCUAGCCAAUUAUGUUUCCUCCAUGCAUGCUGUUAUGUACAACCCUACAGAACCCCGUCUCCUAGCAACAGCUAACGCAAGAGAAGGAAUUGGAUUGUGGGAUAUACGGAAACCAAGAAGCUGUUUGAUGAGAUAUGGAGGUGAAUUUGAACAGCAGAGUUGUAUGAGUGUAAGGAUCAAUGGUAUGGGCAACCAGAUUCUGGCACUGAGACGACGUCUUCCACCUGUGAUAUAUAAUAUACACAGUUCUAAACCAGUAGCCGAGUUCGAACAUAUGGGAUAUUUUAACUCGUGUACGAUGAAAUCUUGCUGUUUCGCAGGUGAUAGAGAUCAGUAUGUUGUAUCAGGAUCAGAUGAUUUUAAUGUUUAUGUAUGGAAAAUACCAGAUGAUUUAUCGGAAAGAGUGUAUGUAAACAGUGCUCAUCUAGUGUUAAAGGGACAUAGGUCAAUAGUCAAUCAAGUUCGAUCAAAUAUAGAUACUGGUUUAAUUUUAUCCUCAGGUGUUGAGAAAACAAUCAAGGCAUGGAGUCCUUUUCCUCUGAAGAAGAUAGAUCCAGAAACAAAUACUGAGAUAGAACCAAUUGAACGACCAGUUUAUACCCACGAGGAAUAUAUUAAUCUUGUUCUACGUAGUGGUCAUGUGAUGUCACAUGACUAUACUCAGCAUUCAACGGAGGAGGAUCCUAGGAUGAUGGCGUUCUUCGAUUCGUUAGUUCAACGUGAGAUGGAAACGUGGAGCUCGAGCGAAGAGUUCUCCAGCAAUGAAGAAGAAUUGUAUGAUCGAAUAUUACAGGUCUCACGUGCAGAAUCGCAGGAUGUCGUGAUCCCAAGAAUAGCAGAAGAACUUAUUUCGGAUAACUCUGAUGAUGGCCUUAGUCCUUUCACGUUAGCAUUCGCAAGUGUAAUGGCCGCUCAAACAGCCGAACAGAGUAAUACUUCUCGUCUCCUAGACGUGGAGGACUCGACGGAAUCAGAGAAUAAUGAGACAAACGCAGACGGAACCGAAAUGCCGAAUAAUACAAACAGACGGAGUAUUUCUGAUAUUAUCGCAAACAAUAAAAAAGAAACGUUAAUGAAGAAUAUGGAAGCUAAGAAAAAAAUGAAAUGUAAACGAACUCUUAAGCGCCAUAUUGUAUCUGACUCGGAUUCCGACAAUGACACAAAUCCAGGUUUCAGUCAUGAAAAGUUGCAGAAAUUAAUGGAUGGACCUGGGGAAUGUUCUACGAGUGCAACUACUGUUUCAAACAAUACGAACUCCAAAAAAGGCAAUAUCAAAUUUCAUCUGAAAAAACUACGCGAUUUACGCAGUCAGAUUUUAAACAGUGACAGCGAAAGUAAUGAUAAUUCCCACGCCAGUUUGUGUGAUAUUAACCAAUCAGAUGUUGGAGUUCCAGUUUCUGCGGAACUACCAUCAUCGACUGUUACUUCCUGUAAAGAUCAUUCUGAUGCCAGUAAUGCAUAUGGACCGUUUCUGCAUGAAACUAAUGUAUCGGUGAUAACAAGCUCGAUGGAUGUGAACAAAACAAACCAGGAACAAAGCAAUGUACGAAACAAUAUGAAUUUCCCGAGAAACAACAAUACUAAUGAAAAUUGUGAUAACACUUAUGACCAACAGAUUAAUAAUAAUGUUGAUUCGGACCAAAAUCCAUUGUCAAAACAUGGUCGUAAUAAUGAUAAAAUGGACGAUAAUUCUGAUAAAUUGACAGCCGAAGAUCGUGAAAGAUCAAAACGUCAUUCAAACGGCCCACAAAACAAUUCUAGACAUUUGAGGAAUGUUUCAUCUACGUCUUCUAGUAGUCAAGAAGCUAAUAAUACUAACUUAGACUCUGAUGAUACAACCAGUGGAAUAUCAUCAGAGGUGAACACAGAGCAAAUCCAGAGGACUUUAGAUUCUGCAAAACCAGUAGAAAAUAUGAGUUGCCAGUCAACAAGUUCGGACCCUGGUAACAAAACCGUUAACAACGGUACAGAUAGUGAACCAACUUGGAAUGAAUUUAAACGCUACAAGAAAAAACUGGAACGAGCCCAUCGUUACUAUCGUCGACACAGUGGUAGUCAGGCGUCUAGUGAUGAGGACAUUUAAAUUAUUUUAUAUAUCUCUGUGAUUCUGUUUUCAUAAUCAAAUAAAAGACAAGCUCUUUAAUUGAAAUAUAAUGGGACAUCAUUGUAAACAAAUUACUAUAUAUAAGAUUGGGUUUCAAUAUGGAAAAAAAUGAAAUGGGGUUUAACUUCCUACUUUUCUGCACCGACCGGGAUACUGAAAAUGAGCAUACGCCAUGCAGUGAGCCAUGGGUGGUGGGAAUUUUUUAUGGACAGUCGCAUUUUUUCAUCCAAUUUCAACUGUUGGAUUGUUCGUUUCCGGGCAUGACAACGUGUACACAGGAGUUUUUUGUACUAUCUGAAUAACUAGGCCCUUUAUCCUGCAUCACUGACAAGGGAAAAUCUGAAAUAUCAUGAGAAACUUUCUGGGAUAACUCUUAUUUCGAUUUUGCAACUGCCAGGGGAUCUUUGUUGUGCUGCCAACGUUUAUAGAUAUGAAUUAGGUUUUCCUUUCUAUCAAAACUACUAGAAGCUUUCCCUUGUCCAGCUGUCUGGACUACACCACUGACCAAGGGAUGCUUGGCCCUGAGUUCACAAAGCAUUCUUAGACUUAAGUUAAGAAUUUACUCAAAAUUGUUAAAAAAAGUUUUGUUGUAUUAAUGUAUCAAAUACACCAAUAAUAAACUAUGUCAAAGUUUUGUGUUUCUGGAUCAAAGAUAUUUCUCUAAACAGUGAUUGAAAGUUGAGUAAAUUCUUAAGGUAAAUCUGAAAAUGCUUUGUGAACUCCGGGCCUGAUUCUGGAGAAACUUUCUCAACCAACAUGGGUGCAUUAGAUACAUUCUGUGAUUGAAUCAGGUGGCAUGUUUUCAGUUCCAGGAUUGUAGGUGACUAGGACUAGAGUAGCCUGUCUAACCCCAUCGUUUCUCUGGGUUUCCUGUCACUGCUGAAUACCCAUUAUAGAACACUGCAUGACAUAUGAUGGCCUUCUUCAUUAGCUGGGGGAGUCACGGUGCCUAAAUGAGUAAGAUGCUGGCUCGCUAGUCUGGAUGUCGCGGGUUCAAUCUCUAUGUUGACCGAAAAAGUUCAUCCGGAUUUUCUAGAGCGGUUUCGAUUUGUCAGUGCGUGGUCCAGGACUGACAAGGACAGCUGUCUAGUCGUUCAGGUUCCGUGCUUACAUUGGCGUGCAUGUAAAAGAUCCCUUGGCAGUUGGAAUUCGAUUUAAGAGUAGGCAAUAGUGCCGCUGUCUGGGAAAAAUUUCCCACAUAGCAUACUGUAUGGCGUAUGCCCGUCUUCAUUGCCCCAGUCGGAGCAAAACAGUAGGACGUAAAACUCCCAUUUCAUUUCACUACCUCAUGCCCAAACAAUAUAAUCCUUCGAGCAUAUUAUGUAUUGUUUGGAGUGUAAGAUAUGCCAUAUAAUUAUAUGAACCAUUAUACCAGUAAAACUGUAUCUGGAUAAAUGUGUCUAAAUGGGUAGUCAUGAUGUUGAGUCAAAAUGUGACUGGAUGGGUAGCCAUGAUGUUAAGUCAAAAUGUGACUGGAUGGGUGGCCAUGAUGUUGAGUCAAAAUGUGACUGGAUGGGUAGCCAUGAUGUUGAGUCAAAAUGUGUCUGGAUGGGUAGCCAUGAUGUUGAGUCAAAAUGUGACUGGAUGGGUAGCCAUGAUGUUGAGUCAAACUGUGUCUGGAUGGGUAGCCAUGAUGUUGAGUCAAAAUGUGACUGGAUGGGUAGCCAUGAUGUUGAGUCAAACUGUGUCUGGAUGGGUAGCCAUGAUGUUGAGUCAAAAUGUGUCUGGAUGGGUAGCCAUAAUGUUGAGUCAAAAUGUAUCUGGAUGGGUAGCCAUGAUGUUGAGUCAAAAUGAGUCUUGGUGGGUAGCCAUGAUGUUGAGUCAAAAUGUGUGUGAAUGGAUAGCCAUGAUGUUGAGUCAAAAUGAGUCUUGAUGUGUCAUUGAUGCCAUGUAAGAAACAAACUAUAAAUAUUUGAUAUAGUCAGAACAAUAUGGUACUUAGAAAUUAGUGUGCACAAAAUUUUGAAGCAGCAUCCCUGUGGACACCUAGUCAACUGGAUGAGCAUGACUGCAUGUACUUGAUUGUGAAAGAAGAAAUUCUUGAUUUUUAUCCAAAUUAAGGAAUUUGUAUUCAUAGAUCAAUGUUUGUUUACAACCAAAUACAACCCAAAAUGAUAGAGCAUUUUAUACAAGAAUAAGUACUAAUUUAUUUGGGUGAUUUUUCGAAGAGUAUUCUCUUGCCCAAAUAAA
Patella vulgata (common limpet) is the source of this 4929-nucleotide messenger RNA. Its product is annotated as DDB1- and CUL4-associated factor 5. The record is from RefSeq and is a predicted model, not a curated record. The coding region runs from base 73 to 2718 and encodes 881 amino acids. The transcript has 9 exons. Gene Ontology annotation, biological process: negative regulation of fatty acid biosynthetic process. Lineage: Eukaryota; Metazoa; Mollusca; Gastropoda; Patellidae. Gene Ontology annotation, cellular component: cytoplasm; Cul4-RING E3 ubiquitin ligase complex. Gene Ontology annotation, molecular function: protein binding.